AUGGUUUCCACAUUCACAGCGCAGCAACCUGUGUGCUUUGAAAACACCAGAUCGACAUCAGCUUAUUUGACCUUCACCAGCCAGGUUAACCGUAGCUCAGGGGAAAGCAGCCGGGGCUGGCGGCAGCUCGGCCCUCUGCCCGGAGGGAGUCGGGGCUCACACGGUCGCUUGGCCUCAAGCUUUGCGGGCAGCGGUGAACAAGGGCGGGCAGCUGCCAGACCGCGCUGGAGCGUCCGGAGUCCCCUUUUUGUCCAGUUUUGGGAGGGGAAGGGGGCAGCCGGGAGGCAGCGCUCCCCACCGCGGUGGGGCUGGCAGUCCGGCUGGGCGUUCGCAUCCGAAAUUACUCACUUCGGUUUAGAAACCAAACCCGAGACCUCCCGGGCACAGCGGCUGCGACGGUCGACGCUGAAGAAGAAGCUGACGGAACUGCAUAGUCAGAGUGAGAGAGCUGCUCGAGCAAUGAGCACUGUGAAAACAAACCAAAGCCAAGCUGCUGAGGCAGCUUCCAGAAAGAAAGAUUUGAUCAGAAGUGAGUUUUCAGAAAUUAAAGCUUUAAUUGAAGAAAGAGAAAAUCAGACCUUAAAAGUAAUUGCAGAUGAAGAAAAAAGAGUUUGCAAUAAGUUUGAUUAUAUUUACGGUGUUCUGGGAAGUAAGAAGAAUGAAAUUCAGUCUCUCAGAGAUCAGAUUGAGAUGGCACUGACUGAAGAUGAUGACAUUCUGUUUUUGAAGAGAGCAGCAGCCCUGCAACGAAUGUCAACAAAAGACGCUUUCGUCCCUGUAAUUGAAAUGGACCAGAACUUGAUACAUUCCACUUACCAGUCUGCCAUUAACCUUAAAGAUACUGUGAAACUUGCAGUGACUCUGUAUAGGGAGAAAAAAGCAGAAGCAAAACUACCACCUGGGAAAACUAAGCCCCCUCCAGCAGCUUCUCUAAAUAAAAUCUCUGUUGGGAAAAAGCCUCUGGGACCACAGCAUAUCCACAAAGAGAAAAACCUUCACCAGACUCAAGCCACUUUGCAGGUGGAGGCAGAUACCAAGGAGAAAAAGAAACCCGUUAAAGUUGCACCAGCCACGGGGACACUAAAUGCUGCAGCUGCCGUUUCAACUAAAGAGCUUAUUGACAGCUUUCUGAAGAAACCCAGAGAGGAGCUUUUGCAGUAUGCUGCUAACAUCACGCUGGAUUACAACACAGCUCAUAACAAAGUGAUUCUGUCUGAGAGGUAUACCAGGAUGUCUGUCUCAGACACGCCUCUGAAUUAUAACUACCACCCUCAGCGCUUCACUGAUUGUUCCCAAGUGCUGGGGUUCCAAUGCUUCAAGAGAGGCAUCCACUACUGGGAAGUGGAACUGCAACAGAACAACUUCUGCGGCGUUGGCAUCUGCUACGGCAGCAUGGACCGGCAGGGGCCAGAGAGCCGCCUGGGGAGGAACAGCAGUUCUUGGUGUAUUGAGUGGUUUAAUUCCAAAAUAUCAUGCUGGCAUAAUGAUGUUGAAAAGUGCUUACCCAAUGUGAAGACUACCAAGGUUGGUGUGCUGCUCCACUGCGAGGGAGGGUUUGUGAUGUUCAUGGCUGUUGGGGAGAAGCAUAACUUGAUCUAUAAAUUCAAAACCCAGUUUACUGAAGCCUUGUACCCUGCCUUCUGGUUAUUUUCCAGUGGCACUGUUCUCUCUCUCUGCCAAGUGAAACAGUAAGGUCUUGUAUCUUAAUUUAGUUCGCCUAAGUACUCACAUGUAGAUAAUCAGUCCUGCAGCAACUCUUUGUAUGUGUUAGUCUAAGAAGUCUCGAAGAUCAUUUGUUUGAGAUGAAAAUUACUAGCUCUUUUAAGCAGUUUGGGAAAUCUGCUGAUUUUUUUUUUUUUGGUCAGAAUUGCUAAAGCCUUUAGAUAGUGAUUUAGUAAAAUGUUGAUGAAUGAUACUAAAAACUACAAUGAAAGGUUUUGCAAAGACCUUGAUUGUCCUUCUGAAAACGAAGUUACAAUAUGAACCGUUGUUAAAUGUCUUCAGUAGCUGCUGUGGCUUCUGUGGUUUGCUGUAAAGGAUCCCCAGAAUUAACUUUCAGGUCUAAAUGUGCUUCACAAGUAGCACUAACCCCUUUGAGAAAGAAACAGGAAGAAUUCCUUGGAAAAUUAAGGUUCCAGGCUUUGAGGUAGGUCUCAGUGUUGCCUUUUCCUCUAUAUGCAGACUGUUGUCCAUAGUCAGGACUUGCAAUACACGUGUUCCCAGUGUAUGACUCCAUGAGAUGGUACAGAAUGAACUAUUAAACUCCGUAAGUUCAGGUCUUGUGAUACCAACUUAUAAAAGUCAAUAUGACAAAUCUCAUCAGAAUAGAAAUGCAGAGACUUUCAGAGUUGAUGGAUAAGAAAUGGUGUCAGAAUCACCAGGAAAUAAAUGACAUUGACUCAGAGACUAGGAAUAUGCCAGAGAGUCUUCAGGAAGACAUCCUGCAGAGCAGUGGCGUGCGCCCUGUAAUAAUAUAGUUUGUGGGAUGAACCAUUCUGUCUCAUGUUCUGACCCAGAACAUGUUUCACAUCUUCACACUGAAGGCUCUUCAAUGGUGGACUUUUUUGUGUGUGUGCUGAGGAGUUCAGGGAGUGCAUUUUUGGCUUGCAUAGGGAGCAUAAAUGUGCUGUCCACUUAAAGCAGGGUCUGCUGUCAUAAAGCUUUUCCUCUUUGUGAGGCGGGAUAUUCUCUGCUGGUGUAUCUUUAGUUGUUCAGGUGGUAGAAACUGGAUUUCCUACAUGUUAUUUGGACUCUGAUUUGAGGAGUCUCAAGACGCUGUGGACAGUACAUAGAAAAUGCCACUUCCUCUCUGCAUGAAGCUUGCAGGCAGACAGGUGAGUCUUUUGAAACAUACAGGGAACUAGCAUAAAGGAGAAUAUACUUCCAUUCCCACUGGGAUGGAUUUUUUAAUUCUCCUGGUGUUCUUUGCUUUGGGUUGUGGUAUGUCUUCAGAAGUCCUCGCCACGUACAGAAGAAUCCAUACUUCUGCAUUUCUUACAACUUCAAAACAAUCAGUAGGCAAUCAAGGUAUUUGGAUCUCAUACUUAUUGGGCCUGUAUCUUGUUGAUGCCUCUGGACUUACCAUGCUAGCUCUGACUUCUUGAGGUAGCCCAUGAAGAACAGGGAAGCUCACACGAGAGACUUCCUGGACUUUGAUUUGUCAAAUUCCCCCUUACGGGACUUGGUGAAAUAAACCACAAAGUUACUACUGGCAGUUUAGAAGGAAAUGGUCAGAAGGCUCAAAGGAACCUCUGUGACUACACUUCAUGUUAGCCAAAGUGCUUUAGAGAGAGACUUGCGGGAAUUCAGGCUUGGUGUCUCUAUUGUUACUUCGUUUGUAAACUCUCAGUACUUUGUCAAGGAUAGCAUAAGCCUGAUAAGACUCUUCCAUGUCUUUGGCCAGAAUAGGAUAUGGAGCCGAUGGCGGACCUAGAAGUGCCAUGGCUGUCUUUGGAGUAGCUGUAUUUCCUCAAGGGUCUCAGCUUUCCAAAGCACAGUCAGCACUAAAACUACCAAACUAAGCAAAACAUUUCAAAAGGUGUGGAAGGAGGAUGUGUCCUGCUAGGAGCCAACAAUA
Molecule: messenger RNA, 3577 nt
Organism: Pygoscelis adeliae (Adelie penguin)
Lineage: Eukaryota; Metazoa; Chordata; Aves; Sphenisciformes; Spheniscidae
Gene: TRIM25
Product: tripartite motif containing 25
Exons: 9
Coding region: 1-1692 (563 amino acids)
Molecular function (GO): protein binding
Source: RefSeq, a predicted model, not a curated record